Messenger RNA from Molossus molossus (Pallas's mastiff bat), 2622 nucleotides. RefSeq names its product folliculin (gene FLCN). The record is from RefSeq and is a predicted model, not a curated record. Gene Ontology annotation, molecular function: GTPase activator activity. Gene Ontology annotation, biological process: positive regulation of TORC1 signaling; negative regulation of transcription by RNA polymerase II; positive regulation of transforming growth factor beta receptor signaling pathway. The transcript is spliced from 12 exons. NCBI's taxonomy places the organism in Eukaryota, Metazoa, Chordata, Mammalia, Chiroptera, Molossidae. Gene Ontology annotation, cellular component: cytosol. Bases 54 to 1784 code for a protein of 576 amino acids.
GGCUGUCCGUCCGUCCGUCCGUCCGUCCGGCCUUGUGCUGUCCGUAAGGCACCAUGAACGCCAUCGUCGCUCUCUGUCAUUUCUGUGAGCUCCAUGGCCCCCGCACUCUCUUUUGCACUGAGGUUCUGCACGCACCUCUUCCGAGAGGGGCGGAGGACAGCCCCGGCCAGGGUGAACAGGCUGAGGAGGAGGAAGGCGGCAUUCAGAUGAGCAGUGGGAUCUGCACACACAGCCCAGCAGAGGGGGCCAGCGCAGAGUCCAGCAGCCCAGGACCCAAGAAGUCAGAUAUGUGCGAGGGCUGCCGGUCACUUGCUGCGGGGCAUCCCGGGUACAUCAGCCAUGAUAAAGAGACUUCGAUUAAAUAUGUCAGCCACCAGCACCCCAGCCACCCCCAGCUCUUCAGCAUAGUCCGCCAGGCAUGCGUGCGGAGCCUGAGCUGCGAGGUCUGCCCGGGCCGCGAAGGCCCCAUCUUCUUCGGGGACGAGCAGCAUGGCUUUGUGCUCAGCCACACCUUCUUCAUCAAAGACAGCCUGGCCAGGGGCUUCCAGCGCUGGUACAGUGUCAUCGCCAUCAUGAUGGACCGGAUCUACCUCAUCAACUCCUGGCCCUUCCUGCUGGGAAAGAUCCGGGGGAUCAUCGAUGAGCUGCAGGGCAAGGCGCUCAAGGUGUUUGAGGCGGAGCAGUUCGGGUGCCCGCAGCGGGCGCAGAGGAUGAACACGGCCUUCACUCCGUUCCUGCACCAGAGGAACGGCAACGCCGCCCGCUCGCUGACGUCCCUGACGAGCGACGACAACCUGUGGGCAUGCCUGCACACCUCCUUCGCGUGGCUCCUGAAGGCAUGUGGCAGCCGGCUGACCGAGAAGCUCCUGGAGGGCGCGCCCACCGAGGACACGCUGGUGCAGAUGGAGAAGCUCGCGGAUUUAGAAGAGGAAUCAGAAAGUUGGGACAACUCUGAGGCUGAAGAGGAAAAAGCCCCUGUCUUGCCAGUGGGUGCAGAAGGGCGGGAGCUGACCAAAUGCCUGACAGGCUCUUCCUUGCUCUCCGACUGCGAGAACUGGCAGCCCCGAAAGCUGUCUGUCUUCAAGUCCCUCCGGCACAUGAGACAGGUCCUGGGCGCCCCAUCCUUCCGCACGCUGGCCUGGCACGUUCUCAUGGGGAACCAGGUGGUCUGGAGGAGCAGAGACGCAGACCUCGUCCUGUCCGCUUUUGAGGUUCUCCGGACCAUGCUGCCCGUGGGCUGUGUCCGCAUCAUCCCUUACAGCAGCCAGUAUGAGGAGGCCUACCGCUGCAACUUCCUGGGGCUCAGCCCGCAAGUGCAGAUCCCCCCCCAUGUGCUCGCCUCCGAGUUUGCGGUCAUCGUGGAGGCCCGUCCCGCCUCUCCCUCCCGCCCCCACCCUGCCGGCUGGGAGGGCGACCAGCCUCUCAGCAAGUACGAGUUUGUGGUGACCAGUGGCAGCCCCGUCGCUGCGGACCGAGUGGGCCCCACCAUUCUGAACAAGAUGGAAGCCGCUCUGACCAACCAGAACCUGUCUGUGGACGUGGUCGACCAGUGUCUCAUCUGCCUCAAAGAGGAGUGGAUGAACAAAGUGAAGGUCCUUUUUAAAUUCACCAAGGUGGACAGUCGACCUAAAGAGGACACACAGAAGCUCCUAAGCAUCCUCGGAGCAUCAGAGGAGGACAACGUGAAGCUGCUCAAGUUCUGGAUGACUGGCCUGAGCAAAACCUACAAGUCACACCUCAUGUCCACAGUCCGGAGCCCCACAGCCACAGAGCCCCGUAAUUGACUCCACGUUAAGGUCUCUGUGACGCCUUCUGGGAAGUGUAGUGAUGGCCAUCCUGCCAUGGAGCUCAGGGGCGGGUCCUGCAGUCGCAGGUGGUUCUCAUUCCGACCUGCGGGCACAGAGCUGUUUCCAAGCAAGGACCGGAAGCUUGGGGCUGAGCUCCACGGCCGUGGGGUUUGGGCCUGGCGUAGUUCUUGGGACCAUCCCACAAGCUGCUUCAGGUGCUGCAGCCUGUAGAGGACAGUCCCCUGCCUUGCACACCUGUUAGAAAAGACUAAGGAGAUGUGUGUUUCAUUCCUCUCAUGGACUCAGCUCUCAGAGUUUAUAGGGAAGACACGCAGGCCAAUUUGGACUUGGAUGUUUUAGUCAUGAUAUACCUUCUCUUGAGGUUAACAUUCAAAACUUUCUAUUCUGAAAUUCAGCAAGAAUUUUCCUGGUUUUAUAUGCACGCAUGUAUAUAUUGCUACAGUGGUGAAUUUUCAAGACAGGUGCUGACCUUGAGUCAUUUUCAGUAGCCUGGUUUUGUUGUAGGGCCCUGGGAGAGGUGUUCAGGGUAAAGAGGAUACGUUCCUCAUUGCUGGAUCCUCGGGAAUUUGUUCUGCAGUCAUGUGACUGCCCGUCUUCUGGCCACGCCUUUCUGAGGUUGCUUUGAAGUCACCCUGUGGCUGAGGGCGAGCACCUGAUCUUCCUUACGCAGUGAUGCUUCGCUGAGGUGUUCAGUGGAGCCAUCUGACUUCCUGGCUCACUGUACGCAGUUUAGACACCACCAUACUUGUAUUCCACGUCACUUCGUUCUUUUUUGUUGUUGCUAAUCCUCACCUGAGGAUAUUUUCUCUUUGCU